Molecule: messenger RNA, 255 nt
Organism: Linum trigynum
Lineage: Eukaryota; Viridiplantae; Streptophyta; Magnoliopsida; Malpighiales; Linaceae
Source: the annotation of a GenBank genome assembly
AUGGCUAUUGUACUCGACUGUUUGUCAGCCGCCGUUGAACACCCAAGAAAGGAAGUUCGAUCCCAGUUACCUUCGGAUGAAGUUCAAGCGGUUGGGACAGACGGUGGCUGGCGACAGACGAACGGCGGAGGCCCUGUACACAGACAAUGGAAGCGCGAAGCUGAUGAAAGGAUGGACCACCACGCAGUUCGACCAAGGCUUCUCCGCCUGAUGCCGAACGGCGGACGAGAUACUGACGAGCCAGCGGCUAGGUAA